AAGACUUGGAAGGAGUUUUACACGCUAAUCUAGCUGAGGACACAAUGCAGCGAAGAAGAUUAAGUAAAAUGCAUGAAAAUGCCAUCAUUCGCAUCACAACACCCAAAAGAAAAAACACAGAAGGUGCUAGUUCGUCACGUUCCAAAAUAGCACGAGGUAGUUCGAUAUCAUCUGGAUUAGAUAGUUCUGAAGCACUUUUUGAUGAUGAUUUCUUUUUGAAUGUAUCGAUGUUAACGGAUCAAAAAAUGCCUGAAGUUAUGGAAAAAAUGGUCCAUGAAGAAUUACAGGAAGAACUUCAACAAGUCAAACAAGAAAUGGAAAAAUUUAAAGAAGAAAGCUUAUCUAAGGAUUGUGAUUUGGCUUCAGUUAGGAAAUCUGAAAAUACAUUGAAGGAAAAGUUAGCUUUAAUUACGCAGAAUCUUUCAGAUGCAAAAAAUCAACUAUAUUGGCUGGAAGCUGAUGCUGCGACACAUAAAGCAAAUCUUCAAGGUAAAAUGGAAGAACUUGAAGAGGCAAGGAUAAUGUUGGAAAGUCAAGGGGAAGUAAUAAAAGAACAUAAAGACAGAGAAAAGUCACUAACAACGAGAAUCACUGAUUUGGAAGCAGAGUUGUUCCAGAAGCAAAUCCACCAUUCUAAAAUAAAAAAAGAAAACGAAGAUUAUUUAAAAGAAGCGCAGACUUUAGAAGUUGACGUUUUGAAUCAAAAACUUGAACUCGAAUUCUUUGGAGGAAAAUUAAAAGAAAAAACUCAAUUGUUAGAAUCGGAACAAAUUAAAAAUAAAGACUUGAUUGCAGAUUUGAAGGAGAAAGAAGCACUUUUGGUACAAGAAAAAGAAAACUGUUUUACGCUGCAACAACAAUUAGAAGGUGAAAGUAAAACAACUUCUGAACAAUUAUCAUUAUUGCGCAAUUCUAAAUUUGAAUUAGAAAAAAGACUUGCAAUCAGGGAAGAAGAAAUUACUACACUGAAUACAGGAAAAGGAAAUUUAAAUAUAGAGUUAGAAAAUGUGAAAAAGGAGAGAUUGGAAGAUCAGAUUGCUAUUAAAACACUGCAUAAACAAUACAUGGAAUUGCAAGGUUCUUAUUUUGAAAUGCAAAAUCAAAAUAUUGGAUAUGAAGCUGAAAUAGAGGAAUUUAAGGAAGAGAUGAAAAGAUCUGAGUCUUAUUUGGAAAAAGAAAGAAAAUUGAGGGUAAUGUUUGAAAGGAAAUUGAAUGAUGAAAGAGAAAUUUAUAAAACAAAAGAAUCGAAAUAUGAAUUUCAGAUGGAGUCGUUACAAGAAGACGUGAUUUGCUGGAACGAACAAUAUUCUGCUUUAGAUAAAAAACUAAAAAUUGCAGAAGAAAAGGUGGAAGAUACUAAGAAAACCAUUGAAAAUUUACAAAAGGAAAUUAACAAAAGAGAAGAAAUAAUAAUAGAAAAAGGAAAGGAGACGGAGGUGAAAUUAAAAAAAAUUGAGAGCUUGAAAGAAGAAUUGGUUGAGAAACACAAGAUUGAACUUAGAGAAACAAGAGAAAUGUUGGCUAUGGAGUAUGAACAAAUGGUUUCAUCACUGAAAAACAACAAUAAAGAUCAAUCAAACCAACUUCAAGAUAUGCAAAAUCAACUCGAAGAAGCCCAGCAAUUCAGAAAACAUGCGGAAGAGGAACUUGAAAAGAUUCGGGCUAAAAAAGAAGAAUUGAUGACUGAAAAUGCUGCUUUAGCUGGACAUUCAAAUCAUCGUCAAAAAAUUCAGUAUUUAAUAAAAUUCAAAGAGAAAUACAAUACACUUGAAAUGGCACACACCAAAACAGCUAUGGAACUGCAGAGAGCGUUGUUGGCUUUGAAGAAAUAUGAACCUGAUUUUAUUCCUUCUCGCAAUGCUCUUACCGUUAAUACCAGCAACAUGAGCAAUCAUCGCUCUCCUUUAAAGCCAAAAGAUGUGAAUGAUCAAAAUGAAUGUCAGUUUAUAACAGAGGGAAUAGAAAAUGCAUAACCAGAACGAUGUGGAUUAGUUGGAAGAGAUAGAUAUUUUGUCAUCCGCAACAUAGAAUGAUAAAAUGCCAUAUCAGUUUUAUUGUUCUCUGUUAUGUUGAUUAUUUUACAUUAGAAGUUGCUUUUUAAAUGAGCGCUAUUCAUGAGAGACCAACGGACUGCAAUAUAGUUUGCAAAUUUGAUUCUUGAGGACUACUCGCUGCCUGUACUGCCAAUCAAGCGUAAUUUAAAAACUUCAGUCUUCGCUGGAGCUUUGACUAGAUCUUAUCAUUAAUAGCUAUUCGUUUGAAUGACGUAUUUGUUUUUGGUACCUCAUUAACAUAUAAACUCAAAAUAUGUAAUAAUUUCUCAAUCUCCUUUGAUUUCAAUGUAAUGACUUCACAGAUAUAAUGAUGCGACCAUAGAAUAUAACAGCAUUAAUAUGCGCUGCAAGUUUGUGAUCCUCGUAAUAUAUAUUUUCAAAUAUUGAGUGAUUUAAAAAUUCUAUAUACCGGUAAUAGUUUGGCUGCAUCAAGUCUAACAAAAACUUGGACAACUUAAUAGAAUUUUAUUAUAAACCUUUUGGUAUUCCCAGCAAGGUAAAUGGUUCAAUUUGGAAUAGGCUCACUAAUACAAGGUAUCAAAGCAAUGCGAUCAAAAUGAUGUAAGGGUGCUUCUGCCAGAUCUAUCUUAUAAUAAUCUUGCGUAAUUUUCUACAUACCUUUGGUAAAGGCUCAUAUGAGAUGCUGGCCUUGAUUGAAUUGUCAGGCAAAGCUCUGCAUUGUGAGGCUUUGAACACUUUCAACACAGUAGUCAAUGCUUGCAUCCCCUGCAUGAAUUCUCUGAUUUUUUUCCUAAUGUUUCUUUCAUUAAGUUAUAUAUUCACAUCUAAACUAUUUUUACCAAUAUACUUGGAAUUUUGAAAAAGCAAGUGAGGUAUGAUAAAAACCCAUUUGCGUCUCUGGGAAUUUUCUCUCUCGGAAAAUGAACUUGCUGAACGGAGCCGUAUUUUGGUAUUAAAAUAUUUGCAUUUUAUUUGUAAUCUAUUGGCGUUUAUACCUGUCCUAAACCAAAAAAAUGUUCUAUCGAAUGUAAUAUUCGUUGUUUCAUGAGAAUUCACGUAGAUUGCAAACAA
This is a messenger RNA of Styela clava, 3086 nucleotides long. NCBI's taxonomy places the organism in Eukaryota, Metazoa, Chordata, Ascidiacea, Stolidobranchia, Styelidae. The record is from RefSeq and is a predicted model, not a curated record.